AUGGCUGGAAUAAAACUUUUUAGCAUUACUAACAUCACAAUACUUAUAUUCAUCAUUUAUCUUUCUUAUACAGCUAAUACAUUUUAUUCAAUGUUUCGUCCACCAAUAUGUAAAAGUAAUAAUUGUCUUUCACCACAUAUAAAAUCAUCAUCGAAUAAAAAACUUAAAUUAUAUAGUUGUUUAUCAAUAAGUUCAAAUCAACCUCGUUCAAUGACGGAUUCAAAAUGUGUAAAAAUGUUAAAUUUAGAUAAUUUUACAAUAAAUCAAUCAUUUGAUGAAACAAUUCAUAUACCAUUAGUAAAACAAUUUCGACAAAAUACAACAUUUUAUAUACAUUUUUAUAUUUAUGAUGGUUUUGAUCCAUUUCAAGAUCGAGCACAUAUUUAUCGUCAACGAUUAAUAUCAAAAUAUCUUAUUCCACAACAAAAUUUUAUUAAUCUUUUACAAGAAAAAUUACCUUCAACUCUAACCGGUAUUAAUGAACAAAAUCAAAAUAAAUCAAUUAAUAAUUCAUCAAACAUUCCUAUAACUCAUAUUUUAAAAAGAAUUAUAUUUCAUGGUGUUAAUCAAGAUAUUAUAUUUGAUAGAUUGGACAUUCCACCAGAACUUUAUCAUUUACUGACUCUGUAUUCUCAAACAACUUACGGGCCUUUAAUUAGUUCAGAUGAAUUAACUACUCGUCUUCGAGACCAUCAACCAGUGAAUGUAUCAGAUGAUAAUAUUGAAUUAAAACUAAUUUAUACUCCUAUAUCAAUUGGUCGCAUGAGAUUAUGGAUUAAUUUUGAACGAGCACUUGAAUCUACACGAUCAUAUGGAUUUUCAGAUAAAGAAAUCGAUGAAAUAAAAGGUAUUUUUGCUGAUAAUAAUUUACCAAUAUUGGCAUUAACAUUUGUUGUUGCUGCUUUUCAUACUUUAUUUGAUUUUUUGGCUUUUAAAAAUGAUAUAAAUUAUUGGAGACAUCGAAAAACAAUGGUUGGAUUAUCAUUACGAACAGUUGUAUGGCGUUCAAUUAGUAAUGUCAUUAUUUUUCUUUAUUUACUUGAUUCUGGUGCAAGUUUGCUAGUUCUUAUUCCAUCUGGAAUUGGUUCAUUAAUUGAAAUUUGGAAAGUAACAAAAGCAUUAAAAAUUAAAAUUCGAUUUAAUGGCUAUAGACCAGUGAUUACCUUUGGAGAAGUAUCAAAGGAAGAAGCUGAUACAAUGUUACAUGAUUCAACGGCUAUGCGUUAUUUAUCAUAUGUUCUAUAUCCACUUUGUAUUGGUUUGGCUGUUUAUUCACUUAUUUAUAAUAAUCAUAAGAGUUGGUAUUCAUGGAUAAUUAAUUCACUUGUUAAUGGAGUUUAUGCUUUUGGGUUUUUAUUUAUGAUGCCUCAAUUAUUUCUCAAUUAUAAACUUAAAUCUGUUGCUCAUUUACCAUGGAGAGCAUUCAUGUAUAAGGCAUUCAACACAUUUAUUGAUGAUCUCUUUGCAUUUAUUAUUACAAUGCCAACAGCUCAUCGGCUUGCAUGUUUUCGUGAUGAUUUUGUUUUUCUUAUUUAUUUAUAUCAAAAAUGGAUGAGCUCAGCCAAUUCGUUUCUUUCAUCAACAGCUUAUCACGCUUCGAAUGCUCGAUAUGCUAGUUCACAAUCACCAUCAUCAACAUCAUCUUCAUUUAAUAUUCUUUCAAAUAGUGUUCAACAACAAUUAAAUGAUUUAAAUUCUACACGUUCAUCAACAUCAUCAUGUUCAACAUCUCAUUGUUUAAGUAAUCAAUGUAUUGAAUGUACAACUAUACUUUCAACAAGACCAACACAAUCAAGAUGUAAUCUUAAUUCUUAUAUUGAUCAAUCAUCAAAUUCAUCUCACUUUGUACAAAAUUGUUCAUGUGUAACAAAUUCAACCUUAGAUAAUCAUUCACAAAUAUCAACAAUUGAUGAACAACAAUCAACAAGAAUUUUAUCAAUGAAUAUUCCAGUUGAUAAUAGUAAUAAUAAUCGAAAUGAUAAUCCAAUAAAUUCUUCAUCAUUAAAUAUUGAAAUUGAAGAAGAAGAUGAUGAUGAUGAUCAAAGAAUUCAUCUAUUAAAUGAAUAUAAUGAUCAAAAUGAACAAUUAGAAGUUUUUGUUGGUUUCUAUCGUCCAGGAGAAUAUCAACGCGAGACAAUAGAAGAUGAUGAUGAUGAUGAUGAUGACCAUGAUGGAAGUGAAAUAAGUCAUAAAUCGGAUGUACAAAAAAAAGAAGAACAGUCAACUCGAGAAUUAAUCAGUGAUGAAGAUGAAGGUAAUGAAGAUCAAGAUUUUAUCGAUGAAGAUCUAUGUCCUAAUCAAGAUGAAGAUACUGAUCAACAACAACAAGAUAAUGAAAUCAUAAAUGAAGAACAAUUAAAUCCAAAUAUUCUUCAUAAUGAUCAUCAACAAUUUGAGCCUGAUCAACAAAAUCCAUUUCCUAUAGUUAUUGUACAAAUAGAUGAAGAUGAAGAUCAAGGUUUUGGUGCACAAUUUAAUGAUGAUUGCCAAUCAAGUGAUGAUGAAAAUAAUCAUGUAUCAACAAUAUCAUUAAAUAAUAAUAAUAAUAAUAGUAAUAAUGAAAAUGAAAUUGAAUUAAUAUAUAGAAAAAAAAAAUUUCUUCAACGUUCACUAUCAGAUUCAGAAUUAUAUAAAUAUAAAUGUCAAACAUUUCUUUCAUUACCAUCUUUAUCAAUAAAUUCAAGAAAUCAUUUUGAAAAAAUUGAACAUAUUAUUAUUGAUGAUCAACAACCAACAACAACAAUGUCAAAUUUAAUUAUUAAAAAAAAACAAGACGAUGAAAAUGAUCAUUUAUUUUUACGAAGAAAAAAAAUUUUAAGAAAAUCAUCAGAAGAAAUUAUUGAAAUAUCAAAUCAAGAAUCUUUUCUACAGACAAGAGUUGACGAAGCUGUUCGUGAUGUUGAACGUCAUGUUAUGCUAUGGGAUGAUGAUCAUGCUAGACAAAUCGAUGCUCAAUCAUCAGUGCAACAAAUUGUGCAAUAUUUUCAAUUAAAUAUUGAUAUUAAUGAAGAUCAACAAUCGAAAGUAUCAUCUAUUCGAAAGGAAUUAUUACUUGAUUAUCUUCAAUAUAGAAGUGAAGCUGACAUAUCUGCAAAUGACUUACAUGAAAAUCUUCUUCAAUAUCCGGAAUAUUCUUCUCAUAUACAUUGCCGAUUUUUUCCAUUUUGGCCACCACGAGAUGUUGAUUUAUUACAAUGGCUUUCUCAUUGGAUUAAACAAGGUGCUCUACCUAUCGCAAUAAUGAAUAUGGAUCAUUAUCAUUCUCAAAAAAUCAACUUCUAUAGUACACCCUCAUCUUGGCAACAUCGUAUAAUUUAUGGUGUUGAACCUCGUGGAAUAUAUCUAAUGAAUCCAAUACAAAUUCAAUCUCCUCAACAAGUCUAUGAACAAUUAACUGUUGAUUCAGUAACAUAUAUCAUACGUCAAGAAAUUGUUCAACGUUAUAAUCAAUCUCCAAUGUGUUUAACACCAUUAGCAAUAAAUAAUAAUAAAUCAAUAUUGUUUUCAGAUACAAGGUGGCGUACAAUGAAUGUUCUUGGACAAGUUGUUAACGUUUUACGUGAAGAUCGUCAAUUAAAUGAAAAUGAAACACGCAAUAUUCCAUAUCGUCCAACCGUAACACAUGUUCGAAUACCAUCAACAUGUUCAUCCGGUAUACUGAUAUUUUCAAAAGAUUAUAAUCAAUUAAUAAAUGCUAUAGACUUACCAUUAAGACAAUAA
Molecule: messenger RNA, 3720 nt
Organism: Rotaria sp. Silwood2
Lineage: Eukaryota; Metazoa; Rotifera; Eurotatoria; Philodinida; Philodinidae
Source: the annotation of a GenBank genome assembly